AUGACCAAGACUUAUGCCGAGCCCAAGGAGAUGGCGGAGCUUGUGAGCACCCAAGCCUGGAUGGACGAAACGCUGAGCUCUAAAGAUGAGCUGAAGGAAGAGGGCGGCAGGCAAGGUCCUUUUGGACUGAUGUCUGGCUUGAAUGAAGAGCACGACAGCAUCGAGGAAGAAGAGGAAGAAGAGGAUGAUGGGGAAAAGCCGAAGAGAAGAGGACCAAAGAAGAAGAAAAUGACCAAGGCGAGGCUGGAGCGGUUCAGGGCCCGGCGGGUGAAGGCCAACGCCCGGGAGCGCACGCGGAUGCACGGCCUGAACGAUGCUCUUGACAACUUGAGGAGGGUGAUGCCCUGCUACUCCAAGACUCAGAAAUUGUCCAAGAUUGAGACACUGAGGCUUGCAAGGAACUACAUCUGGGCUCUGUCUGAGGUCCUCGAGACGGGGCAGACUCCUGAAGGUAAGAGCUUUGUGGAGAUGCUCUGCAAGGGGUUGUCCCAGCCCACCAGCAACCUGGUGGCUGGCUGUCUGCAGCUGGGACCGCAGACCUUGUUCCUGGAGAAGCACGAAGAAAAGUCCCCGGUGUGUGAAUCGGCCAUAUCCAGCCACUCCUUCAGCUACCAGUCCCCAGGGCUCCCAAGCCCACCCUAUGGGACCAUGGAAACGCAUCUGCUGCAUUUAAAGCCUCCAACCUUCAAGAGCUUGGUGGAUGCUUCCUUCGGAAACCAUCCCUCUGACUGCACCACUCCCCCCUACGAGGGUCCCCUGACGCCGCCCCUGAGCAUCAGCGGGAACUUCUCCUUGAAGCAAGAUGGGUCUCCAGAUCUGGAUAAAUCCUACACCUUCAUGGCCCACUACCCCUCAGUCAGCCUGGCCGGAGCACACGGACACGCCUCGCACUUCCAAAACACGGUGCCCCGCUACGAGAUCCCCAUAGACAUGAGCUAUGAGUCCUACCCACACCACGUGGCCGGGCCUCAGCUCAACGCCAUCUUCAAUGAAUAGCAAAGCAGAGUUAGACCCAAAUCCUUGACGCAGGGAGAAGUUCAGCCGCGUCGCGGAGCUGUUUCUAGAACGGACACAACUGGAGCGAGGAUUAUUGCCGCUACGGGGUGAGAGACUUCUGAGCAUCUCUGCAGGACGUCGCUGUGGAAGGUUGAGCUGGGCCUCCGGCCCUCUCCGAGCAGGUCCGCGCCGGUGCCACCUUGCUGAUUUCCGAGCCGCGUGAACCCUUCCCGACAGCCGAACUCUGGGCAGCCACCGCCGAAAGCUGAGCCGGCGCCUCCCGCACCCUCUGCCCCAGAGAUGCUCACGAAGGUGGCUUCACCCCACAGGACUCUCUGCCUGAACGCACUCCAGCACUUGGGACCGUCCAUUGCCAGGACAUUACGGCUCCUUUUCCUCCCUCCCUGGGGUGGUGGGCACACCUCUGUCCCGCAUGGUGGAGACAAGCCCCUCCUGCCCCUUGGGAUGACCCUUCCACACGCUCCGAUCGGCUCUUGGUUUUCCGAGUCCAGCCGAGCGGGCUGGGAAUGAUCUGGACGACCUGCAGAAGCCCAGCACGGCUGCUCCUCCUUGAAGCUUCCCACCGGACGGAGAACCUUGUCUUUGCUGCCACCACAUCAUCCAGGGACGGCGUGGUCCAGCCAGGCUCAGAGCUUCUCCGUGAUGCUCUCCUCCCGCGCUGAGCCCCGCUGCCCGCCCUCUCCUGAGCCUCAGACCUCGCCUGUGACCUACGACCAGCGUGAGGUUAUCAGCACACGGGUCUUGAAACCUCCUUAAGGGACUUUGUGCUUUCAGAGCGCAAAUAUCCCGGCUGGAAGAGGAGCUCUCAGCUGAACCCUUGCUCCUGACUAGGGCCACGUCUU
Molecule: messenger RNA, 1859 nt
Organism: Phalacrocorax carbo (great cormorant)
Lineage: Eukaryota; Metazoa; Chordata; Aves; Suliformes; Phalacrocoracidae
Source: RefSeq, a predicted model, not a curated record